AUGGUCUACACCGCUGGCGAAGACGUUGGCCGAGGCUAUAACAGCCCAAUACCUGUAGCGGCGUACAUGCGGCAAUGUCUCACUCACCCUGAAGGCGGCUACUACACACGGCAGACGACGAGUGGACAAGACCAAUUCGGUGCCAAGGGCGACUUUGUAACAUCACCAGAGAUUAGUCAGAUAUUUGGAGAAUUAGUGGGGGUAUGGCUCUAUGCAGAAUGGCACGCGCAAGGAAGAAAAGACAAGGUCCAGAUCAUUGAGGUUGGGCCAGGUCGCGGAACACUGAUGGACGAUGUGUUGAGGACGGUUACAAGUCUCAGAGGCUUUGCACAGAGCAUUGAGACUGUUUACCUUAUCGAAGCUUCACCCUACCUACAGAAACAGCAAGGGAAGCUCCUUUCUGGGACGGAGGACUUGCAGAAGAGUGAUAUUGGCUUGACUGCGAUGUGCAAGUACAUCCCAGGAUGCAAGAUCGAAUGGUGUGAGGACAUACGGUUGCUUCCCAAGGAAGUGACACCUACGCCCUUCAUCAUCGCUCACGAAUUCUUCGACGCCCUCCCCAUCCACGUCUUCCAGAAUGUAGCCCAAUCCUCUAUCCCAGCCUCAUCAACAAUCAUAACCCCCACCGGCCCCAUCAGGCCCAAAAACGGCUCCACAAGUUCACAAAACAUAUGGCACGAACUCGUCGUCUCCCCGACCUCACCCGACAUGAACUCUGCUACCACAGGACAAGAGAAACUCGAAUUCGAACUCACCGUCUCCAAAUCACCAACACCGCAUUCGCUCUACCUCCCCAAAACGUCAAAGCGUUACAGAGCCUUGGAAAACACCCCCGAUGCCAUAAUAGAAAUAUCUCCAGAGUCAAUGUCUUACAUUGAAGACUUCGCAGAGCGGAUAGGCGGUGGUAACCCCAAGCCUCCCGCCACCCCAGCAGCAUCCUCUUCCUCCCCCACUUUACACCCCUCGACUGUGAAAACCAAACUAGAUACCCCUUAUCAAAAACCGACACCCUCAGGCGCAGCCCUAAUUCUAGACUAUGGGUCUCUCGAGACGAUCCCGGCCAAUAGCCUGCGUGGAAUCCGCAAUCACACCACUGUAUCUCCUUUUGCGGCCCCCGGCCUGGUCGACCUCUCCGCAGAUGUAGAUUUCGUAGCUCUGGCCGAUUCUGCACUUCGGGCUUCUCCUGGUGUCGAGGUCCACGGGCCCGUGGAGCAGGGCUUCUUUUUGGGGACGAUGGGGAUUAAAGAACGAGCGGAGCGCUUGAUGAAGGAAGCCAAGGACGAGGAGGCUAGGCAGAGGUUAGCGACGGGUUGGCAGAGGUUAGUUGAUCGGCAUGUGGGUAUGGGCAAGACGUACAAGGCUAUGGCUAUUGUGCCGUACAGAUCGACAGGUCGUGUGAGGAGGCCUAUUGGAUUUGGUGGAGAUAUCUUGUCAUAG
Messenger RNA from Plenodomus lingam JN3, 1437 nucleotides. Lineage: Eukaryota; Fungi; Ascomycota; Dothideomycetes; Pleosporales; Leptosphaeriaceae. The record is from RefSeq and is a predicted model, not a curated record.